AUGGAGUACGGCGACAUGUUUGCUACCUCUCCUCCCACUACCCGACGGCAGUCGAUGACUUCGCAGAGGCCAGCCACAGAUACAGAGCCACGCCGAUACACGCGUCCUGUGGAUGCUAGUUUCGGACACCGACUAGCCACGGCGCGCAACCAGGCUCACGGCGACGCACUUCCUACUCUUUCUGGAGAAGAUUGGCGGGCCGCUGGAGCAAUGCCGGCAUCUCAGGUUGGAGAAUCUGUCCGAGAAACCACACAGCUUCCGCUCAGGGUCCCUCCAUACGGAUGGGAGAGAGGAUCUUACCGGUCGCCCUUUGAGUACAACAUUCCCGGACACCACGUUGGAGCCAACACCAACCCAGCAUCUCGGCCAUUCCCACAUACUCGCCCGCAGAGCAUUUCAUUCGGCAGCAUGCCACCCAUAGAUACCCGCACACCGCCCAGCAUGGCAUCGCGAGCAGCAACCCUCCAGCACAAGCCCGAGCCCAUCUGUCGCGCUGUCACCCCCGGCCCUGAUACCAAAGAGCGGCUUCUCCUGCUGGGCCCGCUGCUCGUGAUCCAAAACACAUGCGCGACACUCUGCCGCGAGGACCGCGAGAUGCUGCACAGUUUCCUGGACAAGUACAUGGGAGAAUCACUGCGGACGGUAGUUGAGCGCGACGCUCUCCUGCCGCAGGUCAUCUACAAGAUCAGCAUUCCCAUGACAGAUGGCAACUGGCAGAAAUACAACCAGCUUCUCUCUGUCUUCGCCUUUGCCAACAGCAUGCACAAGAUGCUGGCAGUGGGCUCCGAGGAAUUCGACAAGUACUCGUUUGUCGUGGACGCCGAGUCAGGCACCGGACACGUGGAGAGCUGGAAGGCACUGGCGAGUGCGCGGUCGAGAGGCUUGUCCAUGGAGAUGCUGUUGCAGGAGCUUGUGCAGACGUGGAAGAAGACGUGGACCUAG
This is a messenger RNA of Exserohilum turcica Et28A, 942 nucleotides long. RefSeq lists its product as uncharacterized. The record is from RefSeq and is a predicted model, not a curated record. The coding region runs from base 1 to 942 and encodes 313 amino acids. Lineage: Eukaryota; Fungi; Ascomycota; Dothideomycetes; Pleosporales; Pleosporaceae. The transcript is spliced from 2 exons.